GCAGUAUAUAAUAGCCAUUUAAUAACGCGAGACACACUUGUAAUGAGAAGUCGGAAUUGAAUUUAUUAAAUAUUGACAGUGAAAAGCGUAAUAUUUUGUAUUCAAUUAUAAUUAAUAAAAUUGGAAUAGUAAUACAGCAAUUUGAGCUUGAAAUGGAAGUGAUCGAAGAUGCAAUUGUGUCUGAAAAUUACUUGUGAAAAUCUAUGGGAAAAUUUUCAAGUAAAGCGAAUAGAAUUUUAUGGAAAUAGAGCAAUAACGAUAGAAGUGAAGAAGAAAAGGCGAUUUAAGAAAGAAGCGGUGACAGAGACAGCAGCUAGAGUGAGAGAAAGGUUGUGUGCUGGUUUCUGUGGUAUUUGUAUCUUGAACGUAUCAGCAGCAGAGGCAACAAUACAAAAACAGCAUAGGUACAAUAGCGGCAACGGUAGCAGCGCAGCCACAGCAACAAACGUACACGAACACAAUUAUUAGCGCAACGACGUUUAUUUAGUGAAGUGGUUGGAAAAGCAGAAGAAGCGGCAGAAAUAGCAACAAAAGCUUACAAAAUAAAGAAAAAACGGUAAAAAGAAGAAGCAAGCAUGGCAAACAUGAACUAAAUUUUGCAUAAGACGAGAAACGAGCAUUUUAAUUGUAAAAAGUUCCCUUCGAUAUGUGUUUUUGCAAAUAAUAGUAAAAACAAAAAAAAAAGAAGCUAAUAUAAAAUAUAGUUUAUGCGGAACAUAGAAAGAAGUGAAAAAGAAAUCAAAUUAAUACCAGUAAUAAUCAGCAACAGUAUUGGAUUUACUUGACAUGGUAUUGUGGAAGAAGAAGCAAAUGUGACUACAGAAAAGCAAAAACACGAAUACAGGAGGACGAGCGAAACGCACAAGUUACCCACGAAAGCAACUGAUACAACAGAAAGUACAUUAAAUAUGCUGAAAGUAAAAAAAAUAAAAGAGAAUGACUGCGUGAGCUUCGCAGUGGCGGCGAGCGCCUAUUAAAUUUGUAAGGUGGCCUCAAAACUUAAAGAAUAGAAAAAAGUAAAUGGAAACAGAUUAAGAAUAUUAUAUGAAAAAGUGAAAAAAAUAAUAUAUAUCUAUAUAUAUAGAGAGAGAUAUAAUCUAAGAGACACUAUAGUUGGAAAUUAAAGAGUCGAAUACCGGUAAGCAGUGUUUUAAAUUUUCAACCACUGCGAGGAAAAAACAAGGCUCUGAUCGAGUUCCGACUAUAUUAAUAAGAUUAGUAAAAGUGACUAACUGAUCCAAAAAUACUAAACAAGAGUUGGAAGUAAGAAAAAACCGCGCAACACAUCACAACAGAGAAUGUAUGGAAAGGCGAAGACAUCGUCAGUGCCAUCAGAUGCACAGGCACGUGAAAAAUUGGCACUAUAUGUUUAUGAAUACCUGUUACACGUUGGCGCCCAGAAAGCAGCACAAACAUUUUUAUCUGAAAUUCGGUGGGAGAAAAACAUUACGUUAGGUGAGCCACCUGGGUUCCUACACACAUGGUGGUGCGUGUUUUGGGAUCUCUACUGUGCCGCUCCAGAACGGCGAGAUCAAUGUGAUCAUUCAUCAGAAGCCAAGGCCUUCCAUGACUAUGGUUUUGUUAGUUCCGGCUAUGGAGUAAAUGGAAUUGGUCCCGGGGGACCGCAUAGUGCUGGUGGUCCAGCUCCUAGUCCACUGGGUCAAAUGCCACCAGGUAGUGAAGGUCCGAUGGGGCCAGGUGGUCCAAUGGGUCCCAAUUUUUUUCCAAAUUCUACAAUGCGACCCUCACCCCCGACUCAUGCGUCGAGUCCACAACCGCCACCAUCACAAAUGAUGCCUGGUCAACCGCCAUUUAUGGGCGGUCCGCGAUAUCCUGGAGGACCCCGUCCUGGUGUACGUAUGCAGGGCAUGGGCAAUGAAUUUAACGGUCCUCCUGGUCAACCCAUGAUGCCGAAUAGUAUGGAUCCAACGAGACCUGGAGGUAUGGGCCCAAUGAAUCCGCGUAUGAAUCCUCCUCGUGGACCAGGUGGAAUGGGUCCUAUGGGUUACGGUGGGCCUGGAGGCAUGCGAGGCCCUGCUCCAGGACCGGGUGGAAUGCCACCUGGUAUGGGUAUGGGAGCGGGUGGACGACCGCCACAGUGGCAACCAAACGCUACAGCACCAAUGAACGCUUAUUCAUCAUCUUCGCCAGGGAACUAUGGCCCUGGACCUGGUUCGAAUGGACCACCUGGUCCAGGAACGCCGAUUAUGCCAUCACCCCAAGAUAAUACCCAAGCUGGUCCAGGCGGCCCAGGCGAUAACAUGUACUCGAUAAUGAAACCCGAAUUUCCAAUGGGUGGUGGACCCGAUGGCGGUGGAGGAGGUCCGGGUGGUAUGGGUCCUAUGGGCGGGGGACCUAAUUCAAUGGGUCCUGUACUUAAUGGUGGCGGUGGAGAUGGUACCGGAUUAGAUGGCAUGAAAAAUUCGCCAGCAAAUGGAGGUCCGGGAACGCCUCGGGAAGAUUCUGGAAGCGGAAUGGGAGAUUAUAAUUUGGGCGGAUUCGGUGGUCCAGGGGAAAAUGAUCAAAAUGAAUCAGCAGCUAUACUAAAAAUAAAGGAAAGUAUGCAUGAAGAGGCCAAAAGGUUUGAAAAAGAUUCGGAACACCCGGACUAUUUUAUGCAAUAACAACAUAGUAGCAACACGGCCACGACGCACACGACAGCGGCAGUAGCCGCAGCGGCGGCAGCUUUAGGAGCAAAUAUAUUAAGCGGUCAAGCUGCAGCCGUUUCUCAAAAUCUUAGCACCAGUAACAUUAGCAACACUAGUGGCAACAACAAUCUCAUCAACAAUGCCAACAAUAGUAGUCCCCCUGCAUUAACGCCGCAUUUCCAUAAGGAACUUAAUUUUUAAAGAAAUAAUUUUCGAUUACCAUUAACAUCAGAAAGAGAAAGAUCAUAAAAAUUUAUAUAUAUACAGUUAUGAGUAAAACACACUGUUGAAUUAUCAAUAACAGUUUAUAAAUAAUCCAAAUUCAGAAAGCAUGUCUUUAAAAAUUAUCAGUUUGGAUAUGAGACCAACCGUAAAGAAGAACAGUUAAGAUAAUGCCCAAGAAAUGUAAUUUAUCCGGGAUCUUUAAUCGAUGGGUCUGUUUUCCUCCUCAGACAAAGCGCCAGUAACGCGGAUAAAUCUUCAAUUAAGGGAGCUACCCAACUUGAUCUUCGAGUAACUUUUACUUUGAAAAAUUUGCAGAAAGUAUUAAGAUUGUACAAAAUAAAAAGCGCAAUUAAAUAUAUCAAUAGAUACCGUGCACAGUCGAUUUUACAAAUCAAAUAAAAGAUAAUUCAUUUCGAAUGAGGAUUUUAGAUGGUCAAGAUAACGAAAUUAUACAAAUAUGCAACAAAAAUCCUACAUCCCUAUUUUUGAUUCAUUGCUAAGCAUGAAGCAAAUAUGAAAUAACAUGAAUAGAAAAAGAUCAGUAAAGACAUGUUUUUUUUUGUAAAAAAAAUAUACAAACAUUUACCAAUAAUUGUUAAUCCUAAAGUAAUAUGGUACUUAUUAAAGCGAACUUAAACUGUAUAAUAUUCAACAUAAACGACUACAUAUUACUAAAUGCUAAACGCAGAUAUGUUAAAAUAUAAAAACUUUAGCUAUUAAAAGAUUGCACCUAUGAGGAAAUACUUUAAUGAAAAAACCGUGCAUAUGUAAUAGUAUUUAGUGUAUACGCGGUAAAUGCAGCAUUACAGUUGUAUAUGCUGCAUAAACCGCUCACCCAUAAAUAUACGUGUAUAAUAUACUAAAACAUGGAAUAUGUAAAAUAUAUAUAAAUAAAAGGUGUAUAACAAUUAUUUGUCAGAAGCAGCACUCGAA
Molecule: messenger RNA, 3806 nt
Organism: Bactrocera latifrons
Lineage: Eukaryota; Metazoa; Arthropoda; Insecta; Diptera; Tephritidae
Gene: Ssdp
Product: single-stranded DNA-binding protein 3
Exons: 2
Coding region: 1299-2624 (441 amino acids)
Biological process (GO): positive regulation of transcription by RNA polymerase II
Cellular component (GO): nucleus
Molecular function (GO): single-stranded DNA binding; protein binding
Source: RefSeq, a predicted model, not a curated record